AAUUCUUUCUGGCCAUUUGCCUUUUAAUAAUUAUUUUGAUAGAGAGUGUUUUCUUGUCGGUGACAAGAGCAUAACACAGUCACCAUGGGUACAGGAAAGAAAGAAGCCACUCGUAAAGAGCGGCAGGGGAAGGUCGGAGAUGGCAUGGGAAAUGUCAAGACCAAGGGUGAAAACUUCUACAGAGAUGCGAAGAAGGUGCGGACAUUGAACAUGUUCAACGAUGGAAAGGCGAAACAUGACAAGUACGGAAAUGUCACCCAAGCUGCUUCGUAUCAAUCGAAAGACGCCCCCACGGCACGGAUCGAGCCCAACCGUAAAUGGUUCGGGAACACCAGAGUCAUCUCACAGGAGGCUUUGUCCUCUUUUCGUGAAGCGGUUGCGGAGCGUGCUUCCGAUCCCUACCAAGUUCUGCUGAAAACCAACAAGCUUCCUAUGAGCUUGAUCCGGGACAGCCAAGGUGUCAAUGGGCUGAAGCAGCAUGAGGCCAAGAUGGCCAUCGAGAGUGCGCCCUUCAACGACACUUUUGGUCCCAAGGCUCAGCGGAAGCGUGUUAAGUUGGGUGUGUCGUCUCUCGAAGACCUUGCUGGUGAGACUGCAAAGGUGCAGGAUGCCUACAUCGAGAAGCAAGAUCAAUCGACGCACGAAGAUGGUAGUGCUGCUGUUUCUGGUGAUGUUCCGGUGGUUGAAGACGAUGGAACUGCGAGCACUGCACCAACCGCUCGGGAGUCUGUCUUCUCCAAGGGACAGAGCAAGCGUAUUUGGAACGAACUUUACAAGGUCAUUGAUUCCUCGGAUGUUGUUCUUCAUGUGCUCGAUGCUCGUGAUCCCGAAGGCACCCGUUGCAGAAGUAUUGAGAAGUACAUCCGCGAGGAAGCUCCCCACAAGCAUUUGAUCUUUGUACUCAACAAAUGUGACCUCGUACCCACAGGUGUUGCUGCUGCUUGGGUACGGAAUCUCUCGAAAGAUCAUCCUACGCUUGCGUUCCAUGCCUCGAUCAACAACUCCUUCGGUAAAGGAUCUUUGAUCCAACUUCUCCGACAAUUCUCGUCUUUGCACUCCGAUCGCAAGCAAGUUUCUGUAGGAUUCAUUGGAUAUCCGAACAGCGGAAAGUCUUCCAUUAUCAACACUCUGCGGAAGAAGAAGGUGUGCACGGUUGCUCCUAUUCCUGGUGAAACCAAGGUUUGGCAGUAUAUCACCUUGAUGAGAAGGAUUUACCUCAUCGAUUGCCCUGGUGUGGUCCCGCCCAACCAGAAUGACACUGAAACAGAUAUUUUGCUUCGUGGUGUUGUUCGUGUGGAAAACGUCGAGAACCCCGAACAGUACAUCCCGGCCGUUCUCAAAAAGGUUCAGCCUAGGCAUCUGGAGCGUACUUACGGUGUGAAGAACGUUGAGGAUCCGAUCGAAUUCUUGAGCAUACUUGCCCGCAAGGGAGGCAGGCUUCUCAAGGGAGGCGAACCUGACCUUGACGGUGUCGCCAAGAUGAUCAUUAAUGACUUCCUCCGCGGAAAGAUCCCUUGGUUCACUCCGCCGCCGCAUGGAUCUGGCCAAGAAAACGAUGGUAUCGAUGGUCGCCAAGGCAAGCUCGGAGAGAUGGGCCGGAAGCGAAAGCUUGAUGAGGCCGGUGCUGAGCCUGCCGAUGCCCCUGAGAAGCCCUCUAAAGAGUCCAAGUCUGCGGAGGGUGAGGACGACUUCGAAGGUUUCAGUGAUGACAACUCCAACGACUCCAUCGCAAACCUCGAAAUUAGCGACGAAGAAAGCGGAGAGGAGAACGACUGAGGUGUUUUCACUACUUCUUCUCCCCACUUUCGGAAAUCGAAACUAUCUCGCCCGUCUCGUAGGGCCGACUUCCUGUCCCGUGAUAGGGUUGCUUACGCCGCUCGUCAGAGCGUAUUCGUCCACCGAACAAGCUUCGUUCUACAAUUCAUAGCGGAAUUGAAAGCUGCUUCGACACUAGCGCCGAAACGAAUCAAUUCGGCCUCCGGAGUACCAAUUGCCAUUAUGAAUUGGCCGGACACUGGUCGACCAUAGACCGACACUUUGCCCACAGCAGAGUCUGAACAAUGACUCGGUCUGUGCAAGAUACUUGAAUAUCCAUAUUAGAUACCCACAAUCCAGAAUAUUAAAGAAGAUUCGUCUCUG
Aspergillus glaucus CBS 516.65 is the source of this 2139-nucleotide messenger RNA. RefSeq names its product putative GTPase NOG2. Lineage: Eukaryota; Fungi; Ascomycota; Eurotiomycetes; Eurotiales; Aspergillaceae. Gene Ontology annotation, molecular function: GTP binding. The record is from RefSeq and is a predicted model, not a curated record. The transcript is spliced from 3 exons. Gene Ontology annotation, cellular component: nucleolus. Bases 85 to 1776 code for a protein of 563 amino acids.